AUGGCAUAUUCAGAAGAUCUAAAGAAAAUUUCGACGGAAACUCGUAAAUAUCUUAAUUUGAUGUUUCGAUCAGUAUGUUCAUGUCAAGAUUUCAAAGAUUUACAAAAUCCUUUGAUAAGAGACAGUUUGGAUAUUGCGUUAUCCGAUAUUCUUGACAAUAUCAUUCCUAGUAUCGAACUAGGGAAUCCACCGCCGUUCAUUCCUUUUCGUGAAACUUCUUACACGAUGUUAAAUGAUUUUCGAAAUAUCGAAAUGAUUUGUGAUGAUUUGAUGACUGACUUGGAAGAGUACGCGGAAAUCGACGAAGAAUUUAGUGGUAUGCCUCGAUUAGUUAAAGUUUUGUUGACUUUCUAUCCUAAUAUUCCAUUUUGGAAUUAA
Messenger RNA from Entrophospora sp. SA101, 378 nucleotides. The record is from the annotation of a GenBank genome assembly. NCBI's taxonomy places the organism in Eukaryota, Fungi, Glomeromycota, Glomeromycetes, Entrophosporales, Entrophosporaceae.